This is a messenger RNA of Gracilinanus agilis (Agile Gracile Mouse Opossum), 2103 nucleotides long. RefSeq names its product ER degradation enhancing alpha-mannosidase like protein 1 (gene EDEM1). Lineage: Eukaryota; Metazoa; Chordata; Mammalia; Didelphimorphia; Didelphidae. The record is from RefSeq and is a predicted model, not a curated record. Gene Ontology annotation, molecular function: mannosyl-oligosaccharide 1,2-alpha-mannosidase activity; calcium ion binding. Gene Ontology annotation, biological process: carbohydrate metabolic process; mannose trimming involved in glycoprotein ERAD pathway; endoplasmic reticulum mannose trimming. The coding region runs from base 1 to 1986 and encodes 661 amino acids. Gene Ontology annotation, cellular component: endoplasmic reticulum; membrane. The transcript is spliced from 12 exons.
AUGCAAUGGAAGUCGCUGGUCCUGGGGCUGCUGCUGCUGCGGCUCGGCCUCCACGGCGCUCUCUGGCUCGCCUUCGGCCUGGGCCCCAGUAUGGGUUUCUAUCAGCGCUUCCCCAUCAGCUUCGGCUUGCAGAACCUGAAGGGCAUUGAGGGCCGCGCCGCCUCCUCCGCGCCGCCCUACUGGCUGGGGGCGUCGGGGGUCGGUGGCCCGCAGCCAUCGCGGAGGACACCAGCGGAGCGGUCGUCUCGGCCUGGGAAGGGCCCGGAGCCGCCGGCGCCGGGCAUGUGCCCUAAAUCGUAUUGGGCGUCUCUGCUGGGAGGCUGGGCCCCGGGCGGAGGGGGCGACGAGUAUGAGCGGCGAUACAGCGGCGCCUUUCCGCCCCAGCUACGGGCUCAGAUGCGCGAUUUGGCCCGGGGCAUGUUCGCCUUCGGCUAUGACAACUACAUGGCACAUGCCUUUCCGGAGGACGAACUCAACCCCAUCCACUGCCGGGGCCGGGGGCCGGAUCGCGGGAACCCUUCGAACGUGAACAUCAAUGAUGUUCUAGGAAACUAUUCUUUAACUCUGGUUGAUGCCUUGGAUACACUUGCAAUAAUGGGAAAUUCAUCAGAGUUCCAGAAGGCAGUGAAAUUAGUGAUCAACACAGUUUCAUUUGACAAAGACUCCACAGUCCAAGUCUUUGAGGCUACAAUCAGGGUCCUUGGAAGUCUCCUUUCUGCCCACAGAAUAAUAACUGACUCUGAACAGCCCUUUGGUGACAUGACAAUUAAGGAUUAUGAUAAUGAAUUGCUGCAUAUGGCCCGAGAUCUGGCAUUGAGAUUGCUCCCUGCCUUUGAAAAUACAAAAACUGGAAUUCCGUAUCCUCGGGUGAAUCUCAAGAGUGGUGUCCCCCCUGACAGCAAUAAUGAGACUUGUACUGCUGGAGCUGGCUCCUUGCUGGUGGAGUUUGGGAUUCUUAGCCGACUGCUGGGGGAUUCAACAUUUGAGUGGGUGGCGAGGCGAGCUGUGAAGGCCCUUUGGAAUCUUCGAAGCAAUUACACUGGGCUCUUAGGGAAUGUUGUAAACAUCCAAACAGGCACCUGGGUUGGAAGGCAGAGUGGUCUUGGAGCUGGAUUAGAUUCCUUCUAUGAAUACCUCUUGAAAUCUUACAUUCUCUUUGGAGAAGAUGAUGACCUGGAGAUGUUUAAUGCUGCCUAUCGGAGUAUUCAGACCUUUUUAAGAAGAGGCCGGAGAGCUUGUAAUGAAGGUGAAGGAGACCCUCCGUUAUAUGUGAAUGUGAACAUGUUCAGUGGGCAAAUGAUGAAUACCUGGAUUGAUUCUCUGCAAGCUUUUUUCCCGGGAUUGCAGAUAUUAAUAGGGGAUGUGGAAAAUGCCAUCUGCCUUCAUGCCUUUUAUUAUGCCAUUUGGAAGCGAUUUGGUGCCCUCCCAGAACGAUACAACUGGCAGCUCCAGGUGCCUGAAACUCCCUUUUACCCUCUGAGGCCAGAGCUGGUGGAAUCCACCUAUCUCCUUUACCAGGCAACCAAGAAUCCCUUUUAUCUCCAUGUAGGAAUGGAUAUUCUUCAGAGCCUGGAAAAGCAUACAAAAGUCAAAUGUGGUUAUGCUACAUUACAUCAUGUCAUAGAGAAAUCAAAAGAGGACCGGAUGGAAAGUUUCUUUCUGAGUGAGACCUGUAAAUACUUGUAUUUGUUGUUUGAUGAAGAGAAUCCAGUGCAUCAGUCUGGAAAUGGAUACAUGUUUACUACUGAAGGACAUAUCAUAUCUGUGGAUAAACAUCUUCGGAAUUCUCCCUGGAAGAAAUCCCUUUCAGAAGAAGAGGUGGGAGAACACCAAGAAGAAAAACAUAUGUCCAGGCCCAAACCUUUGGAGCUAAAAGUCAACACCUCGGGCCUAAAUUGCAAUCGUAUUCCUGAUGAGAGAAGGUACUCUUUACCCCUCAAGAGCAUCUACAUGAGACAGAUUGAUCAGAUGGUUGGCCUGAUUUGAGUUAUUACAUUGCAUGGUGAUCUUCAAAAAACAAAUGCAGAAUUCUAACUGAAGUGGAAGAAGGACUACAAAAGUCUGGCUGUGAAUAUAAUGGCGGCAGAUCUGGCCUGCAACAUA